Molecule: messenger RNA, 1263 nt
Organism: Pochonia chlamydosporia 170
Lineage: Eukaryota; Fungi; Ascomycota; Sordariomycetes; Hypocreales; Clavicipitaceae
Exons: 5
Coding region: 1-1263 (420 amino acids)
Source: RefSeq, a predicted model, not a curated record
AUGGACGGAUUAUGUCUGAUCCGCGCAUUCAGCCCACCUCCUACCCUCCCACUUACAUUUGCGGAGGACGCGGUAUGUGAUUGGGACCUGGCGAAGGUGGAGUACGGGGAAGCGUCUGAGGGCGCGGCUGAGGCAGAGGGCCUGGUACACUCGAUACGGGAGGGCGUGGGAGUGACGGAAACGGACCAGGCGGAGGAGAAACGAGUGGUGGUAGAAGGUUAUUCGGCGGAGGCAAACGCCCGUGGCCGUACGGGCCGCCAGUACCGCCCAAACGGCCAUAUUUGCCCCAACGUUUAUUACGGCCGCGGCGGAGGCAGCGACACAGGAGGGCGUGGGCGCCGUGGAGGCACCAACACGGGAGGACGUGGGCGCUGCGGAGGCGGCGUCACGAGAGGACGUGGGCGCCCCGGAGCAGCGUCACGGGAGGACGUGGGCGCCCGGAGGCAGCGUCACGGGAGGCGUGGGCGCCGAGCAGCGUCACGGGAGGGCGUGGGCGCGGAAAAGGCACCGACACGGGAGGACGCGGGCGUCGCGGAGGCACUGACACGGGAGCCCGUGGGCGCAACGGAGCAUCGUCACGGGAGGACGUGGGCGCCGCGGAGGCAGCGUCACGGGAGGGCGUGGCGCGGAAAAGGCACCGACACAGGAGGACGUGGCGUCGUGGAGGCACUGACACGGGAGCCCGUGGCGCUGUGGAGGCGGCGUCACGGAAGAGCGUGGGCCGCGGAGGCACUGACACGGGAGCCCGUGGGCGCAGUAGAGGCAGCGACACGAGAGGGCGUAAGCGCAGCCGACGCAGCGAGACGGAGGGACGUAGGCGUAGCCGACGCAGCGAAGUUAGAGAGCGCCCGCGCGACCGACCCAGAGGACAUUCAAUCGGUCCAGGUGUUCCUGUGGGCCGCGGAGGCACUGACACGGGAGCCCGUGGGCGCAGUAGAGGCAGCGACACGAGAGGGCGUAAGCGCAGCCGACGCAGCGAGACGGAGGGACGUAGGCGUAGCCGACGCAGCGAAGUUAGAGAGCGCCCGCGCGACCGACCCAGAGGACAUUCAAUCGGUCCAGGUGUUCCUGUGGGCCGCGGAGGCACUGACACGGGAGGAUGUGGGAGCAACGGACGCAGCGACACGGGAGGACGUGGGCGCAGCGGAGGCAGUAACACGGGAGGACGUGGGCGCAGCGGACGCAGCGACACGGGAGGACGUGGGCGCAGGAGUUCGCGCGGCCGACCCUCAGGACGCGGAGGACUCGGUCGUAUCCCUGUAG